This is a messenger RNA of Castor canadensis (American beaver), 918 nucleotides long. Its product is annotated as olfactory receptor 6C3-like. Gene Ontology annotation, biological process: G protein-coupled receptor signaling pathway. Gene Ontology annotation, cellular component: membrane. The record is from RefSeq and is a predicted model, not a curated record. Lineage: Eukaryota; Metazoa; Chordata; Mammalia; Rodentia; Castoridae. Gene Ontology annotation, molecular function: G protein-coupled receptor activity; olfactory receptor activity.
AUGAACCACACAAUGAUCACAGAGUUUGUCCUCCUAGGCCUUUCUGAUGAUCCCGACCUUCAGAUUGUGAUUUUUCUAUUUUUAUUUGUCACAUAUAUGUUAAGUAUCACUGGAAACCUGACUAUCAUCACUCUGACCUUGGUGGAUUCCCAUCUACAGACGCCUAUGUAUUUCUUCCUCCGAAAUUUCUCUUUCUUAGAAAUCUCAUUUACAACUGUGUGCAUCCCCAGGUUUCUGGGGGCUAUUAUCACCAGGGAUAAGACAAUUUCCUAUAACAUUUGUGCAGCCCAACUCUUUUUCUUUAUCUUCAUGGGAGUGACUGAAUUUUACUUUCUAACUGCCAUGUCCUAUGACCGCUAUGUUGCCAUCUGCAAGCCCAUGAGCAGGAAACUCUGCACUCUGCUUGUGCUGUGUGCCUGGUUGGGUGGAUUUCUGACCAUAUUCCCACCCCUGAUGCUUCUGCUACAGCUGGAUUACUGUGCUUCCAAUGUCAUAGAUCACUUUGCAUGUGACUAUUUUCCCCUCUUGCAACUGUCUUGCUCAGAUACAUGGUUCCUAGAAGUAAUUGGUUUUUACUUUGCUCUGGUUACUCUGAUGUUCAUUUUUGCAUUAGUGAUUUUAUCUUACAUAUAUAUUAUCAGGACAAUUUUGAGAAUUCCAUCUGCCAAUCAGAGAAAAAAAGCUUUCUCCACCUGUUCCUCUCACAUGAUUGUCAUCUCCCUCUCUUAUGGAAGCUGCAUAUUCAUGUAUGCUAACCCCUCUGCAAAAGAAAAGGCAUCAUUGACCAAAGGGGUAGCUAUUCUCAACACCUCUGUGGCCCCCAUGCUGAACCCUUUUAUUUAUACCUUGAGGAACCAGCAAGUGAAACAAGCCUUCAAAGAUGUGAUCCACAGAGUAGUAUUUUCUGCAAAUAAAUGA